Echinops telfairi (small Madagascar hedgehog) is the source of this 9587-nucleotide messenger RNA. It is a transcript of the gene HIVEP2, whose product is annotated as HIVEP zinc finger 2. Gene Ontology annotation, biological process: regulation of transcription by RNA polymerase II. The transcript is spliced from 9 exons. The coding region runs from base 621 to 7928 and encodes 2435 amino acids. NCBI's taxonomy places the organism in Eukaryota, Metazoa, Chordata, Mammalia, Afrosoricida, Tenrecidae. Gene Ontology annotation, molecular function: RNA polymerase II cis-regulatory region sequence-specific DNA binding; DNA-binding transcription factor activity, RNA polymerase II-specific. Gene Ontology annotation, cellular component: nucleus. The record is from RefSeq and is a predicted model, not a curated record.
UUAAAAGACGACAGUGAUCAGAUCUACUUGAAAAAUUAAGCGACUUGAUUUGGUUGGAAUAUAUGUUUACCAGUUCUUUAACGUUCAUUCUCUAGAUUCCCAGAAGUUGCAUAUGAGUUCCAGUGGGGAGAAUUGGCAUCUUGGAAAGCAAAGACGGUUGUGAUGCAGUUUUUUGAUAUAAGGAUCACAGGAAGCAUCAGGACAAUCAUGCCCAUGAGAACGCUAGAUCAUUCAGGUCAUUCCAUCUUAGUGAAACUGGCAAUCCAACUUUGCUCUAGUUGAUGAGCAAAACUUCUCCCAGACUAUUCAUUCCCACUCACCCUAGUCAAAAAGAUUCAAAUGCCAUAAGAAGUCUUUAUAGAUUUGCACUUAGCUUUCAGAUGGAUGCUUCUGCAAUGGAGAGAACUGUGUUAUAGCCCCUGUUCAAGGACAUUAUCAUCGAAGGCUCAUAGACUCCCAUAUGAGAGUGGAAGUUUCCAAAGAGGAAGAAGCAUCAACCCCUCUGCAGACACCCCGGAAAAUGGACGCACCCAAGCUUUCCUAAAGCACAGCACCGGGAGACGCUCCAUGAGUCUGCAGGGCUUGCACGUGAACUAGCACUUAAGACCGUGUGUAACAAAAUGGACAGUGGGGACACAGCUCUAGGACACAAAGCUACCUCAAGGUCUGGAGAAACUGAGAAAGCAUCAGGUAGAUGGAGACAGGAGCCAUCAGCUGUGAAGAUGAGCACUUUUGGCAGUCCAGAGGGACAGCAGCGGCAACCGCAAAUCGAUCCAGAGCAAAUUGGAAACGCGGCGUCAGCACAACUCUUUGGUUCUGGGAAACUGACAUCAACCGGUGAAGUGGCCCAGCAAGUCCCCGAGAAGCAAUAUCCCCCGCACCAUCCGAGUCCUUAUUCAUGCCAACACUCACUCCCCUUUCCUCAGCACUCAUUGCCACAGGGGGUCAUGCACAGCAACAAGCCCCAUCAGAGCCUAGAAGGCCCUCCGUGGCUCUUCCCUGGCCAUUUGCAAUCUGUCGCCUCCGAGGACUUAUUUCCUUUUCCGCUACACGGCCACGGGGGUGGCUAUCCCAGAAAAAAGAUAUCCACUCUGAACCCUGCGUAUAGCCAAUACUCCCAGAAAAGUAUCGACCAGUCUGAAGAGGCUCACAAGAAGGAGCACAAACCCAAAAAGCCCGGCAAGUACAUCUGUCCUUACUGCAGCAGGGCGUGUGCCAAACCAAGCGUACUGAAAAAGCAUAUCAGGUCCCAUACUGGUGAGCGGCCGUACCCGUGUAUUCCAUGUGGUUUCUCCUUCAAGACAAAAAGCAAUUUGUACAAGCACAGGAAGUCCCAUGCCCAUGCCAUUAAGGCCGGGUUGGUGCCAUUCACAGAGUCAGCGGUAUCUAAAUUGGACCUCGAGGCUGGUUUUAUUGAUGUAGAAGCAGAAAUACAUUCAGAUGGUGAGCAGAGUACAGACACUGACGAGGAGGGUUCGUUAUUUGUUGAGGCUUCGGAGAAAAUGAGCCCCGGCCCACCACUCCCGUUGGAUAUAGCUGGCAGGGGCAGCUAUCAUGGGUCCCUGGAAGAGUCCUUGGGAGGUCCAAUAAAGGUGCCGAUUCUGAUUAUCCCCAAAAGUGGGAUUCCAUUGUCGAGUGAAAGCUCUCCGUACAUCAGUCCCGAUAUGCUACCCAAUCCGUCUCUAAAUGUUAAAGCUGAUGACUCGCACACAGUUAAACAGAAACUUGCACUAAGACUGUCAGAGAAGAAAGGACAAGAUUCUGAGCCAUCUCUGAACCUUCUGAGCCCGCACAGUAAAGGAAGCACUGAUUCUGGUUACUUUUCACGCUCAGAAAGUGCAGAGCAGCAAAUAAGUCCUCCAAACACAAAUGCAAAGUCUUAUGAAGAAAUCAUCUUCGGAAAAUACUGUCGGCUCAGUCCGAGAAAUGCACUCAGUGUUACACCCACCAGUCAGGACAGCUUGGCCCUGGGUAGGAAGGGCCUGAUGGAAUCAUUACCUCACGUAAACACCAGGUUAGAAGUCAAGAUGUUCGAAGACCCUGUAUCUCAGCUGAUCCCAGGCAAAGGAGACAUUGACCCCAGUCAAGCAGGCAUGCUGAAAGCUCCCAAAUUCAUUAGCGAGACCAGGCCUUCCCAGCACGAAGGAAAACUUUAUUCAGCAAAUUUCCAAGGCAGCAGCCCAGUCCUCUUAGAUGCACCUAUAGACUCGUCACCCCUUAUCAGAAGCAACUCAAUGCCCACUUCUUCAGCAACGAAUCUAAGUAUUCCGCCUUCUCUGAGAGGCAGCCACUCUUUUGACGAAAGGAUGACGGGAUCCGACGACGUCUUCUACCCGGGGACGGUGGGCAUCCCCCCGCAGCGCAUGUUAAGAAGACAGGCAGCCUUUGAGCUGCCUUCGGUACAGGAGGGGCACGUGGAGGUAGAGCACCAUGCCAGGAUGCCGAAAGGUCUCCCAGGCUCAUCCUCCAAGGAAAAGAAAUUGAUUCCUGGGUACGACUAUGAGACCUGCCAGAAGCCCUACAAGAAGUGGGAGGACUCGGAAACCCCAAAGCACAGCUACAGGGACAUCGCCUGCUUGGGUUCUUUGAAACACAGCGGCGAGUAUUUCAUGGAGUCCUCGGUGCCGCUGCCAGGCGUUCCCACCCUGUUUGGGGCGACGUGUGAAACCAGAAAGCGCCGCAAGGAGAAGAGCGUGGGAGAUGAGGAGGACACGCCCAUGAUUUGCAGCAGCGUUGUGAGCACCCCCCUGGGCAUCCUGACGUCAGAAUAUGACCCCAAAUUGCAACUGCAGGAAGGAGGCAGGAGUGCAUUUGCCGUGGUCGGGCACGAGAACCCUCCUCAUGGGCAUCCCGAGCGCUUUGACUCCGGUGGCACCCCGCUGCCGUCUGCAAGUCUCUCCCUUGGGUCCGAGGAGGCCCCCUCCGCCGCCGAUCCAGACAAGGUGGCCGACCUAGGAGGCCGGAAGCCUCCGGGAAACGUGAUUUCUGUGAUUCAGCACACGAACUCGCUCAGCCGACCUAACUCCUUUGAAAGGUCCGAGUCGGCCGAACUCGCGGCCUCCGCACCCGAUAAAGCCUCGUCACCCUCCGAGGCCGGGGACAGCGAGGUCUCCGAGGCGCCCGUGAGUCCCGAGUGGGCUGCCCAGGGGGAGAGUGCCGAAAGCGGGGGGAAGCCGCCGCCUUCUCAGCGGGGGCAGCAGCAGCCCUACCACGCGCAGCCUCGGUUGGUUCGCCAGCACAACAUCCAAGUCCCCGAGAUCCGGGUGACCGAAGAGCCUGAUAAGCCCGAGAAGGAGAAGGAAGCGCAGAGCAAGGAACCAGAAAAGCCCGUGGAGGAAUUCCAGUGGCCGCAGAGAAGCGAGACCCUUUCCCAGCUGCCAGCCGAGAAGCUGCCGCCCAAAAAGAAGCGUUUGCGACUCGCAGACAUGGAACACUCCUCCGGCGAGUCCAGCUUCGAGUCCACGGGCACCGGCCUCUCCCGCAGCCCCAGCCAGGAAAGCAACUUAUCGCACUGCUCCAGCUUCUCCAUGUCCUUUGAAAGAGAGGAGAGCAUUAAGCUGGGGGCGCCUGCGAGGCCCGACGAGCUGGGGAAGCAUUCUGAGUUCCUGACCGUCCCCGCGGGCGCCUACUCUUUGUCUGUCCCUGGUCACCACCACCAGAAAGAGAUGCGGCGCUGCUCCUCCGAGCAGAUGCCUUGCCCGCACCCAGCCGAGGUCCCAGAGAUCCGCAGCAAAUCCUUUGAUUACGGAAACUUGUCCCAUGCUCCCGUGGCGGGCCCAUCCUCGGCCGCAGUGUUGUCGCCGUCCCGAGAGAGGAAGAAAUGCUUCUUGGUCCGGCAGGCGUCCUUCAGCGGUUCCCCGGAGAUCGCCCAGGGUGAGGCUGGUGCGGAUCAAAGCGUGAAGCAGGAGCAGAUGGAGCACCUGCACGCCGGCCUCCGAUCCAUGUGGCACCACGGCCCGUCCGCCAUGCUUCCGCCCCUGCCAGCCGAUGACCCCGGGAAGCAGGCCCCGGGUCCCAGUGCUCCGCUGGGUUCUGGGUCCCUGCACCUGGCCCAGCAACAGAUCAUGCACGUGGACAGCCAGGAGUCUCUGAGAAGCCCCUUGGUGCCACCCACGUCCUACAUCGCCAGCAAGCACGGGUCCGAGCCACCGCAUUUGUUUCCACGUCCAGAGACGAUCCCGUAUUCUCCGCUCCAGAGCGCCCUGUUUCAGUUCCAGUAUCCGACUGUCUGCAUGGUCCAUCUGCCCGCUCAGCAGCCUCCCUGGUGGCAGGCUCAUUUCCCAACCCCCUUUGCUCCGCACCCUCAGAAGAGCUAUGGCAAACCCCCGUUCCAGGCAGAAAUCCAUUCGAGCUACCCCUUAGAGCACGUCUCAGAGCACACUGGAAAGAAAGCUGCGGAUUAUGCACACGCGAAAGAGCAGGCUUACCCGUGUUACUCGGGAACAUCAGGGCUACACUCAAAGAGCCUUCCAAAGUUACCCUCCGACUCCAGCCCGAGGUCAACAGAUGCGCCCUCCGAGCCGCUGUUCCCAGAGGAGUUUGCCUCGGCCAGCAGUGGGCCCUUACAGUCCUUACCAGGAACAGUGGUUCCCGUUCGGAUCCAGACCCACGUACCCUCGUACGGGAGCGUCAUGUACACAAGCAUUUCUCAGAUACUUGGGCCGAACAGCCCUGCGAUUGUCAUCUGCAAAGUUGACGAGAACAUGACACAAAGAACCCUGGUAACGAACGCAGCCAUGCAGGGAAUCGGGUUUAACAUCGCCCAGGUGUUAGGGCAGCACGCAGGCUUGGAAAAAUACCCCAUUUGGAAAGUACCUCAGACCUUACCCCUCGGCUUGGAAUCCUCAAUCCCCUUAUGUUUACCUUCCACCUCGGACACCGUCGCCACCCUUGGCGGUAGCAAGCGCAUGCUUUCCCCAGCCAGCAGCUUAGAGCUCUUCAUGGAAACCAAGCAGCAGAAAAGGGUGAAGGAGGAAAAGAUGUACGGACAGAUCGUGGAGGAGCUCAGCGCCGUGGAGCUGACCAGCUCCGAUAUCAAAAAGGAUCUCUCCCGCCCACAGAAGCCACAGUUGGUUAGACAAGGCUGUGCUUCCGAACCCAAGGACGGCUCCCAGUCAAGGUCAUCUUCCUUCUCCUCACUGUCACCUUCCUCGUCACAAGACCACCCGUCCGUGGGCACGCCUUCCGGGGAGCCAUUCCCAGCCAGCAGGGAGAUGCGGUCUGGUUCCAGGGCACCACCGGCCAGGCAGAGGUCCAGUGGGCCUUCGGAAAGCAGAGAGUCAUCGGAUGAGUUAGAGAUUGAUGAGACAGCAUCCGAAAUGAGCAUGAGUCCACAGAGCUCUUCCUUGCCACCAGGAGACGGCCAGCCUGAAGGCCAAGGCAAAGGCCAGAAGCCGCCUGUUGGCAUGCUGGUCCAGAUGUCAUCUGGCCCAAGUGGAAAAGUGUCAAACUCGACUCUUCUUUUCACGGAUGUGGCAGAUUUCCAGCAGAUUCUUCAGUUCCCCAGUCUGCGGACAACAACUACUGUGAGUUGGUGCUUCUUGAAUUAUACGAAACCCAAUUAUGUGCAACAAACCACCUUCAAAUCCUCAGUGUAUGCUUCAUGGUGCAUUAGUUCCUGUAACCCAAACCCCUCGGGAUUGAACACCAAGACCACGCUGGCACUUCUGAGGUCGAAGCAAAAAAUUACCACCGAAAUUUAUACUCUGGCUGCUAUGCAUAGACCUGGAACCGGCAAGCUGACAUCAUCAAGUGCGUGGAAACAGUUUGCUCAGAUGAAACCUGAUGCAUCGUUUUUAUUUGGCAGCAAACUAGAAAGGAAACUAGUGGGAAAUAUCUUAAAGGAAAGAGGGAAAGGAGAUAGCCACGGCGAUAAAGAUAUCGGAUCCAAACAACCUGAGCCAAUCCGAAUUAAAAUUUUUGAAGGAGGGUAUAAAUCAAAUGAAGACUACGUAUAUGUUAGAGGACGUGGACGUGGAAAGUACAUUUGCGAGGAAUGUGGGAUUCGCUGUAAGAAGCCAAGCAUGCUCAAAAAGCAUAUCCGCACUCAUACCGAUGUCCGGCCUUAUGUCUGCAAGCUCUGUAACUUCGCCUUCAAAACAAAAGGAAACCUAACAAAGCAUAUGAAAUCUAAAGCACACAUGAAAAAAUGCCUGGAACUGGGAGUGUCAAUGACAUCGGUGGAUGACGCAGAAGCAGAGGAAGCAGAAAAUAUGGAAGAUUUGCACAAAGCAACUGAGAAGAGUAGCUUGUCUAGUAUUUCAACCGAUCACCAGUUCUCUGAUGCUGAGGAAUCAGAUGGUGAGGAUGGAGAUGAUAAUGAUGAUGACGAUGACGACGACGAUGAUUUUGAUGACCAGGGAGAUUUGACACCCAAAACAAGAUCAAGAAGCACCAGUCCCCAGCCUCCUCAAUUCUCCUCGCUGCCUGUGAAUGUUGGCGCUGUGCCCCAUGGAGUUCCUUCAGAUGGUUCCCUGGGACAUUCCUCAUUGAUCAGUUAUUUGGUUACUCUGCCGAGCAUUCAGGUGACCCAGCUUAUGACACCAGGCGACUCGUGUGAAGAUACCCAGAUGACAGAAUACCAACGGUUAUUCCAGAGCAAAAGUACAGACUCGGAGCCAGAUAAAGACAGGUUAGACAUACCUAGCUGCAUGGAAGAAGACUACAUGCUCUCUUCAGAUCCCAGCUCCUCACCAAGGGACUUCUCCCCCUCAAGCCGCCACUCUUCACCGGGAUAUGAUUCUUCCCCUUGUCAAGAGAAUUCACCAAAGAGGUAUCUGAUACCCAAAGGAGAGUUUUCACCCAGAAGACAUUUGUCACCUCGGAGAGAUCUGUCACCCAUGAGGCAUCUUUCACCAAGAAAGGAAGCUGCCUUGCGAAGAGAGAUGUCACAAAGAGAUGUGUCCCCAAGGAGACAUUUGUCCCCAAGGAGGCCGCUCUCCCCUGGGAAAGAUAUCGGUGCCAGAAGGGACCUCUCCCCGAGAAGAGAGAGAAGAUAUCUGACCACCAUCCGAGCACCAUCACCCCGAAGGGCUUUAUACCACAAUGCUCCAUUGUCCAUGGGACAGUAUUUGCAAGCAGAGCCAAUUGUCUUGGGGCCUCCUAAUCUAAGAAGAGGAUCACCUCAGGUUCCUUACUUCGGUCUCUAUGGAGACCCAGAAGGUGCUUAUGAACAUCCAGGCCCCAGCCUUUUCGCCGAGGCUCCUCAUGACUAUGUCUUCAGCCAUCUUCCACUCCACUCUCAGCAACAAGUGCGAGCCCCUAUCCCCAUGGUGCCCGUUGGUGGGAUCCAAAUGGUUCACUCCAUGCCUCCGGCCCUUUCCGGUUUACACCCUCCACCCACUUUGCCUCUGCCGAUGGAGGGCGCCGAGGAGAAGAGAGCGGCUUCGGACGAGUCCUUCGCUAAAGAAGCCUCCAUGAUUGCAAAGCAGCACGAGAAGCGGUUGCCUCCCAUCUUUCAGUCCUCCGGUCCGCCUAGCGCGCCCUCUUCUCCUCUGCUGUUGAUGAAACAGAGCACUUCCGAAGACAGCUUCAAUGCCACCGAGAGGGAACAGGAGGAAAGCAUCCAGACGUGUACAAAAGCCAUUGCCUCGCUCCGGAUUGCCACCGAAGAGGCCGCUCUGCUUGGGGCAGAUCAGCCAGUGCGUGUGCAGGAGUCCCAGCAGAAGCCCGCGGAAAAUGCCCACGCUAGUAGUGUUAGGCACUUCAGUGGACCUGAGCUAGGGCAGCCCUGCACCUCAGCUACCCACCCUGACUUGCACGAUGGGGAAAAGGACAAUUCUGGGACAUCACAGACCACCGUAGCCCAUUCCACGUUUUACAGCAAGGGUUGUGUGAAUGACAGACAGCUGGGCCUUCAGAGCAGCCAGGAGUUCUCAAGCACAGAGGAAGGCACCGAACCUUCGUCAGAAAAGAGUCAAUUACAUUGAUCUAAGAUGCAUGGAGACUUUCACUGACACACUUUUCACCCCCUUUUUUUUAGGGGGGGGAUUUGGUUUUUCCUAGAGAUAGAGGUAACCAAGUUGAUAGCAUGCCUGUCCUAAGUUACAGUAGUUUGCUCUUAUAUAUACUUUUGUUAUAUCAAGAGAAUUAGGUAAACAUAACAAGUCAUCAUGAGCCUGACCAAAACAAAGUUUGGAAUUAACCUAUUGGGUCUGGUACUUUUAAAAUUGUACAGAUGUUUGUGCCUUUUCUUUACUUUGCUUAUAUUCUUAUAAGCAUUUUUUAGCAGUAAUUUGUACAUAUUUUAGAAUUUGUGUAUCUGCUUUGUAAUAAAUGUAAUUUCUUUCCAUUUUUUGGACACUUGGAUCUAAAUGAUGUAAAGCAAAACAGCAUCAAUAUAUAUGUGAGGUUGCACUAAAACAUAUUUUUAUAUGAUUAAAAACUGAACAGCUUUUAUGUACAGCUCUGAUUCUGUAAUACUAAUAUUUAUUUACUUUGUUUCAUAAAUUGUACAUUUUUUCUUAAUGUUGUGGAUUGCUUUUCUAUGUGAAGCAUGGGAUUUACUGUUGCGUAACUAGAACAAAAAUGUAUAUUGUAAACAAGAUAUUUAAACUAGAGUAUCUUAUUCUGCACUUAUGCAUUAGUUGAAAAAAAAGAUAAAGGAUGUUAUCAGUCAGUUCUUAACUUGUAAAUUUUUUGUCUCUUGUUUGCUGGAUUGACUAUAACUUAAGUGCUGAUUGUGAUUUUAAACUGAUAGUACCGUAAAGCAUUAAAGUAAACAAUGUGCUAUUGUGAGUUUUUCCAAAGCUUUCUAAAUCAGUUAUAAAUAAUAUUAAAAGUAUUUGGUCUUCUGUGAACAUGCUGAUCUAUAUACUCAUCUAAAACUAUGGGAAAACAUUCCGGCCCAUGUAAAUAUGUACAAGUGCAUCACUGGUACAAUUUUAUGUAACUCAGUUGGACACUAGGUUGCCACAGACCUAUGCUAGAGUGUCUUUAAAUAUUAAAGUGACAAAGCACAUGGGACUGUGUAAAGCUUGGUUAUUGGCCAGCCCGGUGGCCUGGCAGGCAGUGCUGUGCACUGCCCUUGGAAAAGACCUGGGCUUGCAGUCGGCUUGUUCUUGCUGCACAAGACGGUGACUGGAGCUAAGGCUACUAUAGAGGGAUUGUGCUUGGACUUGAGGGUGGGGUGUGGAGCAGGCGUGGGGGGUGGAGACCUGCUCACCAACUCUUCCUGUCCGCUAGUCCACAUGGUAACAGGGUUGGCAUCAGCUUUAGGGGAAGCCACUUUACCCUUCUGAAUGGGAAAGAGUGGCGCACUCCUGGCUACCUCAGGGGAAAUGGGGGAAAGAAGCUUUCAAGAGACUGAACACUUGCGGUGGGAAGAGGACGUGUUCUGUACAUGACAUUCAGAAUGGCUUUUGAUGGGUGCCUGAAGGUGGGGAGCCUUUGGUUGCAGGUCUCGCAUGGGAGAGAGGGAAAGGGUGUGGCCACAUGUGCACAUGCACGCACAUGUGUGUACACGCACACACACAACCUGGAUUAUCUUUGUGCUAUCUAGUGGAUGCUUCUGUGAAACCAAGUUUGUAUAUUGAAUUACAUUAAGGAGUGUUCUUUAAAAAGAGAAAUAAAUAUACAAUGACAUGCUU